This is a messenger RNA of Ostrea edulis (European flat oyster), 1110 nucleotides long. RefSeq lists its product as uncharacterized. The record is from RefSeq and is a predicted model, not a curated record. Bases 1 to 750 code for a protein of 249 amino acids. NCBI's taxonomy places the organism in Eukaryota, Metazoa, Mollusca, Bivalvia, Ostreida, Ostreidae. The transcript has 2 exons.
AUGAGCAUGGGUGAUGAAAGUCCACCACGCAAUUUGGGGAGAUUGUCACCCGAGUCUGGUAUCGUUUUAGAAGGGACAGAAUGUACUGUAAAUUCAGAAAAAAGCCUGGAGGAGCUAGCGGCCGUGGAAUCUGCGAGAAGCAAUGGACUUCCACCUAAUCAGCUGUACAACUUUAAUUUGGCAAAUCCAGAAGAAGUCAUGACGAUGUUAGAAACUGUCAAUUUAACAGAUGAGGAUACGGACGUUCUGUUACAGGAAGCGUAUAAUAUCAAUAAAAAACUUAAAGAAGUUUUACGACGGCGAGACGAGGGACAGGUACUAGAUGCAGCAGAUCAAGCAAUACUAAAUCAAAUGGUUGUGGUUGUACCGGGAUCGUCCAAAGAGGGUCGCUCGUCAACAGCAAACGAGGACCAAUCAGCGUCUGGCGGCCUGGAUAUACCGAAGAAGGAUCCUUUACCCCCAAUAAAAACCGACACUGAACAAAAUCCACGAGUGGCGUCUGCAAUAUAUAGUGCGAAAUUAAACAGAAGAGCCCCACUGGCGGCCUCGUCUGGUCGUUCCGGCGUGAGAAAGCAGGGCGGGGCUAUGUCGGGGGAUGUUGUGUGGAAAAGGGAUAGGGUUGGGUCUGGGGUAUCCCGGACCAGUGUUCAGAAACCAGGAUCUUCUAUAAAGAAAGGUACAUCGGGAGUCCGGCGAGAAAAAGCCCCAGUGCCGAUAGAGAAGAGACCCCCUUGGGACGAUCGUUACUGACUGUCGUUAAAAAAAUAAAUAAAUUGUUUUUAGUUGUAAAUACUGUUUUCAGAGUUAAAUUAUUCCGUAAUUAUUGAAUGUUUAUAAUGAAUAUUAUAUGUAAAUGAAUGCAGAUGAAUGAUAUAUAAAAACUUUCUUCAUCCAUACAUGUAAAUAUACUCAUUUGGGUAUUAAUUAUUUUGGAUGAUAUUUGUUACUUUGUCACCAUGAUCAUCGAAUAAAUCAAUGAGAUUCCAAACCAAGGUAUAUAUAUAUAUUGAUGUUCGAUGUAAAUUUCUCCAAGAGAUAUCGACAUAGCAUUAUUGUAACUCAGUGAAAUUGUGUAUAAUGAAAUAAGUUAUAAUAAAAGAUAAAUCAUUA